GAAGACCCCCCACCUUACCCUGUGACGCAUGCGCAGACUGACAGACCCAACAACAAGCUAUCUACUGAUGAUAUGAAACCUCGUUAGCAUUAAAAUUCUCCGGAUAACUUAAUUCAUAUGAACAAAGAUUUACUAAGAUUUCGUUGUCAUUAUACGUAUACUAUAAUCUCACUGCUGCAUUCUCAUUAUGCCGGUAAGUCGCCAGAGCAGUAAACUAGAUAAACAUGACAAGCAGGAGGCCAAUGAUAAUGUCAAAGUGGUGGUGAGAUGCCGUCCCCUCAACCAGAAAGAGAAGAUGAUGGGCCACAAACAGGCCGUCAGUGUGGACGAGAUCCGUGGGACCAUAACAGUCAACAAGCUGGAGACUCCCCAGGAGCCUCCCAAGACCUUCACAUUUGACACUGUGUUUGGACCAGACAGUAAACAGCUGGAUGUGUACAAUCUCACAGCCCGGCCCAUCAUUGACUCAGUAUUAGAGGGUUAUAAUGGCACAAUUUUUGCAUAUGGGCAAACUGGAACAGGGAAGACAUUCACCAUGGAGGGUGUGAGAGCAGUCCCAGAACUUAGAGGGAUUAUCCCAAACUCCUUUGCUCAUAUUUUUGGUCAUAUUGCCAAGGCAGAGGGUGACACCAGGUUUCUGGUUCGUGUUUCAUACCUCGAGAUUUACAAUGAGGAAGUGCGAGACUUACUGGGCAAGGACCAGAUGCAGAGGCUCGAGGUGAAAGAACGUCCGGAUGUUGGUGUCUAUAUCAAAGACCUCUCUGGUUAUGUUGUGAACAACGCUGACGACAUGGAUAGAAUUAUGACACUGGGACAUAAAAACCGAUCUGUUGGUGCCACAAACAUGAAUGAGCACAGCUCCCGUUCUCAUGCUAUCUUCACCAUCACCAUCGAGUGCAGUGAGAAGGGUGUGGAUGGAAACCAGCAUGUGCGCAUGGGAAAACUUCACUUGGUCGACCUGGCAGGUUCAGAAAGACAGGGCAAGACUGGAGCCACAGGGCAGCGUUUAAAGGAAGCAACAAAGAUCAAUCUCUCUCUCUCCACACUGGGUAAUGUCAUCUCUGCCCUGGUGGAUGGCAAGAGCACACAUGUUCCCUACAGGAACUCGAAACUAACUCGUCUGCUGCAGGAUUCGCUUGGAGGAAACUCUAAGACCAUGAUGUGUGCAAAUAUAGGCCCUGCAGACUAUAACUAUGAUGAGACCAUCAGUACGCUGCGCUACGCUAACAGGGCCAAAAAUAUCAAGAACAAAGCCAGGAUCAAUGAAGAUCCUAAGGAUGCCCUGCUGCGCCAGUUUCAGAAGGAGAUUGAGGAGUUGAAGAAGAAACUGGAGGAAGGUGAAGAGAUCUCUGGCUCAGAGGGCAGUGGAUCAGAGGAGCUGGAUGAAGGUGGUGAUGAAGGAGGGGAGGCAGGAGAGGGGCGCAGGAGAAGAAGAGGUAGGAAGAAGGUUUCCCCGGACAAGAUGGUGGAGAUGCAGGCAAAAAUUGAGGAGGAAAGAAAGGCUCUGGAGGCCAAGCUGGACAUGGAGGAGGAGGAGCGGAACAAGGCCAGAGCAGAGCUGGAGAAGAGGGAAAAGGACCUGCUUAAAGCCCAGCAGGAGCAUCAUCUUCUGCUGGAGAAAUUGUCUGCCUUAGAGAAGAAGGUGAUCGUGGGUGGGGUAGACCUCUUGGCCAAGGCUGAGGAGCAGGAGAAGCUGCUGCAGGAGUCCAACAAUGAGCUAGAAGAACGUCGCAGGAGAGCGGAGCAGCUGCGAAAGGAGCUGGAGGAGAAAGAGCAAGAACGUCUGGACAUAGAAGAGAAGUACACGAGCCUGCAGGAGGAGGCCCAAGGAAAGACUAAGAAGCUGAAGAAAGUAUGGACCAUGCUGAUGGCUGCCAAAUCAGAAAUGGCAGAUCUACAGCAAGAGCAUCACAGAGAGAUCGAGGGCCUCCUGGAGAACAUCCGCCAGCUGAGCAGAGAACUCCGGCUCCAGAUGCUAAUUAUAGACAACUUCAUUCCUCAGGAAUACCAGGAGAUGAUAGAGAAUUACGUGCACUGGAACGAAGACAUUGGAGAAUGGCAGCUGAAAUGUGUUGCAUACACGGGCAACAACAUGAGAAAACAGACCCCUGCUCCAGACAAAAAGGAAAAAGAUCCAUUUGAAGUGGAUCUGUCCCAUGUGUAUCUGGCCUACACAGAGGAGAGCAUGCGGCAGUCACUGAUGAAACUAGAGAGGCCCAGAACAUCUAAAAGUACCAAGAGUGGCCGACCUAAGACUGGACGAAGGAAAAGAUCUGCAAAGCCAGAAGCGGUGAUCGAAUCCCUCCUGCAGUGAACACAGUGCAGAGUAGAGCUACCUUUCACUGCAACUUUCAUGUUAUCUUAGGAAAAGAAAUCAUUAGUCAAAGCUGAAGAAGAUAUUGCUGAACAUAAUUUAAAAGGUCAUCUGAGUACACUGUAUAGCUGACCGGUUUUAAAAUGUGAAGGAGCUGUUUUUCGGAGAGCACCCUAUAUAGGACUAAGACCAAGAGGACCUGAUGUUUGUAUUAUUGUGUUAUACUUCUCUGAGGAUGUCCAACAUUUCAAUAUUGCUUUGGAGUGCAUUUCAGUGGCAGCAGCCUUCAUUUAAAUUAAGCUCUUUUACAUAAGCAGUGAGGCUUCCAUAACCAUAUUACACUUGCAACAUCAGAGGUUUUGAGAAUGACAACAAUCAAUGUGACUCCAGGUUUGACAGGAUGUUGUAAAUAGCGUUGCGGAUGUGAACUAGAAACUACCUUCAAAUGAAGUUUUCUGUUUUCCCUUCUUUCUGAGACACUGAUUUGUAUUAAAUGAUCCAUGAACACUAUUUUCACUUUAAUGGAUGCAGAUUUUUCUUCCGUGAGUACAAACUUUAGGCCUUAGUGUUUCUUGGAAUACAAAAAAAUCAUUAACGUGGAGAAAA
This is a messenger RNA of Monopterus albus (swamp eel), 2920 nucleotides long. RefSeq names its product kinesin family member 3A (gene kif3a). The record is from RefSeq and is a predicted model, not a curated record. Gene Ontology annotation, biological process: microtubule-based movement. Lineage: Eukaryota; Metazoa; Chordata; Actinopteri; Synbranchiformes; Synbranchidae. Gene Ontology annotation, molecular function: microtubule binding; microtubule motor activity; ATP binding. Bases 188 to 2314 code for a protein of 708 amino acids. The transcript has 17 exons.